CUCUCCCUAUUUCGCUCGCGGGCUGCGAGUGGUUGUAAUCAAAUUUCUUCCGAUUCUUCACUCAAAUCCGUACACUAGAACAGAACUAACCAGUCGAUCGGCGGCUGUUUGGCGGCUUCGUUAACCAAUAGCGUAUUCGGAAGCUUAUCAGUGAAUCCAAUUAGUGCCUUCGAAAACAGUCACCCGGCCGAGAUCGCCGUCGCGCGUAGACACCACCGAGAUGUGGACGGCAGUUUCGUUUUUGGUGACCUUAGCAACGGUAGUGACACUUUCCACACAGCUGCCUCAGACAGCUUGCGAUGAAGCAGCUCGCGUUUGGGAAGUUACUACACCCUGCAAUAUCCCAAAUGAACCCAGCAAAGGGACCUGCAAACCACCGACGGACUGCCCAGCGUAUGCCGAAAUCAACAGUUUGGAAGACAUCAGAUCUGUAGGACGAUUGAGCUUCCUGAAGCAAAUUCAGUGUAAUUCCACGGGAGUUGGCGGGAUUUGCUGUCCCCGAACCGCACGAUACAAAUUACCAACGCUAAACGAGACCCUGCCCAAACGAAUCCGCCACAAGACAACACGCGUCCAUUCACGAUUUGGCAACGAUGAAGAAAUCUGUGGCUAUCAAUCGUUUGUGCCGAAGAUUCGUGGCGGCGAGAUUGCAAACAUUGACGAGUUUCCCUGGAUGGCGAUGCUGUUGUAUGAGCUAAAGGAAUCCCAAAAGAUCGUUCACGGUUGUGGUGGAGCGUUGAUUAGUAGGAAUUUUGUGAUUACGGCUGCACAUUGCGUAACGGGUAGAGACUACGACAAUAAAGGACCGCUGAAGUACGUCCGCCUGCGUGAGUAUAAUGUGUACGAUGAUCCCGACUGUGUGAUCGAGAAUAAUUUCCAGGACUGCUCUGAGGCCAAGAUCGAUUCGGAACCGGUGAGGGUCAUCAUCCAUCCCGAGUAUGAUCCCAACUUCCGGCACAAAUACCACGACAUAGCGCUGAUAGAAAUCAGUCAAGUACCGUCGUACACGGACUUUUUGCGCCACAUUUGUCUACCGGAGCCGGAAAUGGACAACGGCGCUGCACCCGGGAGGAAGCUUAGCGUAUCUGGCUGGGGAAGGACUGAUAUUUUCCGCCAGCAGCUAGGAAAUAAUGCGCUCAGCCCCAUCAAGCUGAAGGUGGUUUUGCCCUACGUAGAACCCGAACAGUGCAAGAGGGUUUUCCGGGCCCAACAGUUGGAGAUCGGGCCGGGUCAGCUGUGCGCCGGCGGCGAGAAAGCGAAAGACACCUGCGGCGGUGACAGCGGAUCGCCGCUCAUGUUCUACGAUGUCAAAGCCGGUGCCUGGGUGCUGACGGGGAUCGUUUCGCUCGGUGUUCGUGACUGCGGCACCGAGGGAAUUCCCGGCGUGUACACGGACGUACGCCAGUACCUCGAUUGGAUCAAGGAGAACGCCCAGAUGUGAGCCUGCGGUUGGACUUAAUCGAUGAACGAACACACAGCUAACGGAUGGUAGUGAAUUAGAUUUAAUAAACAAAAAACCACAGAAACGUGA
Messenger RNA from Armigeres subalbatus, 1531 nucleotides. RefSeq names its product CLIP domain-containing serine protease B8. The record is from RefSeq and is a predicted model, not a curated record. Gene Ontology annotation, biological process: proteolysis. Bases 221 to 1441 code for a protein of 406 amino acids. The transcript is spliced from 6 exons. Gene Ontology annotation, molecular function: serine-type endopeptidase activity. Lineage: Eukaryota; Metazoa; Arthropoda; Insecta; Diptera; Culicidae.